Molecule: messenger RNA, 837 nt
Organism: Auxenochlorella protothecoides
Lineage: Eukaryota; Viridiplantae; Chlorophyta; Trebouxiophyceae; Chlorellales; Chlorellaceae
Product: Putative glucose-6-phosphate 1-epimerase
Exons: 4
Coding region: 1-837 (278 amino acids)
Biological process (GO): carbohydrate metabolic process
Molecular function (GO): carbohydrate binding; isomerase activity
Source: RefSeq, a predicted model, not a curated record
AUGGCGUCCCCCAAUCCCCUGCUGGUGGUGGAGCUUCAGGGACCAGAUGGAUCCAGCGCCAAGAUUCACGCACAAGGAGCCACCCUGACCUCGUGGAUCACGCCAGACGGAGUAGAGAGGCUUUUUGUCAGCAGCAAGGCCAAGUACCAGGCGGGUUCAGCCAUUCGUGGGGGUGUUCCCAUCUGUUGGCCCCAGUUUGCGAUGCGGGGACCGCUUACCCAGCAGCAUGGAUUCGCACGAACAUCCACAUGGACCCUUGCCAGCUGCGAGUCCGCUUCCGUGGUCUUCUCCCUGGACGAGACGUCCGCGGCACUUCCUGCCGGCUGGACAUCUGCCUUCCACCUGGAGAUGGAGGUCAGACUGGGGCAUGAGACCAUGACCCAGGAGCUGAGAGUCACGAAUCGCGGCGACUCAAACCUCCCCUUCACCACCGCCCUGCACACCUACCUUGCCGUGCGCGACAUCAGAGCCACGGGGUUGCGGGGCCUCAGGGCCCUCCUGUACCAGGACAACACGCGCCCGGGCCAGGCCCUCACCGAGGAGGAGGAGGAGGUCGUCAGGAUCCAGUCCGAGGUGGACAGGCUGUAUGUCCAGGCCCCCGACCGGCUGGUCCUGGAGGAUGGGGCUGAUGGCCGCCGCACCCUGACGCUGGCCAAGCAGGGCUUCCCCGACGUCGUGGUGUGGAACCCGGAUGGGGCCAAGGCCUCGGGCAUGGCGGACCUCAGCGACUGGCACGGUUUCUUGUGCAUCGAGGUGGCGCAUGCCGCCCGGGACCCUGUUAUUUUGAAGCCGGGGGAGACGUGGGCCGGGCGCCAGAUCCUCGGCGCGGAAGGGUGA